ACCGCGCACCUGCUACGGGAACCGGAAAUACGGAAAUGGUCAGUUCUGAGACGAUUUUGACAUAAACAGAGGAAAUUCCGUAAAGACCUGCUAUUCAAUCAUGUAAUUUAGUGAUUAACCAUUCGUUUCUGCAUUACAAAGACAACAGAUUUAGAAACUGAGACAUCCACCACCAACAUGUGGAACCGAAGGCGCCCCAAACUUCAGUUUCUCUUCAGCCACAAGUUCUUGCUGUGUUCAUGUGUUCUGUUUGCACUGUUCUUGGUGACAUUUAUGUUCCUGUGGCCACCCUCUAGUUCUAAGGACAGAUCUCUAAACAGAAUACCUCGGAACCUAGAGACUAAUGAGGUGGUUCAGAUGGCAUCCUCAAAUAAAAUCAAAAUCACAGACAGAGAAACAUCUUGUACAUUUCAUACUUGUUUGGAAGUUUAUCAUUGUGGGUAUAACGAUGACAAUAAAAUUACGGUGUACAUAUACCCUAUUAAAAGAUAUGAAGAUGAAAAUGGUAAGGAGUUGACGGUGCCAAGGUCUAAAGAAUUUGAGGAAAUAUUACAAGCUGUUGCAGAUAGUCCGUACUAUACCGAUGACCCUGAAACAGCAUGUUUAUUCAUCCCUUCCAUUGAUCUCCUCAAUCAGAACAGUCUACGAUUAGGGGAUGUAAACCGAGUUCUGGCGUCUUUGUCGCACUGGCAGGGUGGCGCCAACCAUCUUCUGUUCAACAUGCUGGCGGGCAGUUCCCCGGACUACCACACAGUGCUGGAGCUGGCUACUGGGCGGGGCAUCCUGGCAGGAAGUGGCUUCUCCACCUGGUCCUACAGGAGGACCUUCGACAUCUCCCUCCCUGUGUACAAUCCCCUCAUCUCACACAUAGACCUCCCCCAAAAAUCUUACUUAGAGGAGAGACAGUGGCUGAUUGUGUCGUCUCAGAGUGGCCUCCACACUGAAUACCGGGACGUCCUGGACAAACUUGUGUUGGAGGACAACCGGGUGUUGGUCCUAGACCGCUGUGGGGACGACAAUCACACGUGGAAUGUCACACAACGCUGCACCAGCAACGCCAACUACGACUAUCCUCAAGUGCUUCAGGAUGCCAAGUUCUGCGUGGUGUUGCGAGGGGCGCGGCUGGGGCAGCCUGUUCUUAGUGAUGCGCUGCGGUCGGGCUGCAUCCCCAUCAUCAUCGCAGACGGCUACAUCCUCCCCUUCUCCGAGGUGCUCGACUGGACCAGAAUCGGCAUCACAGUGCGAGAGGACGACAUCAGCGGCCUCCUGAACAUUGUCAAGGCGUACAGUGACGACCGCGUGUACGAGAUGAGACGCCAGGUGAAGUUUGUCUGGGACAACUACUUCAGCUCCAUGAAGGCAAUCACCAUGACAACCCUGGAGAUCAUCAAUGACCGCAUCUUUCCGUAUGCCAGUCGCAGCUAUGAAUCAUGGAAUGACAUCCCCAAUAAGGAGGCAGUCAACAACCCCUUGUUCCUCCCCCUCACCCCCUCCAAGGCCCAGGGCUUCACGGCUGUCAUACUGACCUACGACCGACUGGAGUCACUCUUCCAGGUCAUCAAGCAGGUCGCCAAGGUGCCCAGUCUGGCCAAGGUCGUCGUCGUCUGGAACAACCAGAAUAAAGCGCCUCCUGCAAUGUCGUCAUGGCCGUAUAUCGGAAAACCUGUGAAAGUUGUCCAGACCAAGAAGAACAAACUCAGCAACAGGUUCUUCCCCUAUGAUGAGAUCGAGACGGAGUGUAUCCUGGCCUUGGAUGAUGACAUCGUCAUGUUGACAGCCGAUGAACUGGAGUUCGGCUAUGAGGUGUGGAGGGAGUUUCCGGAUCGUCUUGUGGGCUUCCCAUCUCGUCUUCACAUGUGGGACAACAGCACACACAAGUGGAAGUAUGAGUCAGAGUGGACCAACGCCAUCUCCAUGGUGCUCACUGGAGCUGCCUUCUAUCACAAGUACUUCAGCUACCUGUACACCUACUCCAUGCCCGGCAACAUGAAAGUGUGGGUGGACGAACACAUGAACUGCGAGGACAUAGCCAUCAACUUCCUCAUCGCCAACAUCACCGGCAAGGCCCCCAUGAAGGUGACGCCCAGGAAGAAGUUCAAGUGUCCGCAGUGCGUCAACAACGAGAUGUUGUCGGCCGACCUGACCCACAUGGUGGAGAGGUCGGAGUGCAUCAACCAGUUCACCAGCAUCUACCAGGCCAUGCCACUCAAGAGCGUGGAGUUCCGGGCAGACCCCGUGCUGUACAGGGACAGCUUCCCCAGCGUGAUGAAGAGAUACAACAAGAUAGGGAGCUUAUGAUUGGGAGUUGGACAGGUAUAUCAGCUCCCUAGGGCUACAUAGUGCUGAAGAAGGUUGACAAUAUUGGGAAUUUAUUAUCAGGGGAUUAUAUACAUGGUUCAAGUAUAUCAGCUUUCCCAAAGUGCUGGUGAAGUGCAACAAUAUUGGGAGUUCAUGAGUGGAGAAGUUUACAGGGCUCAUGUAUAUCAAUGUCAUCAUGGGGCUUAAGGAGCAGGGUCAGACACAACCUCUUGUCUGUUAGUCCGAGACUAGUGAAAAUCCAGAGGGUCCAGAGGAUUCUACCAAAAUCGAGAUAUUUUGUGUAAACUACAUGUCCAAAUGAACUCCGGACAAGUUGGAUGUGACCAAUAGUGUCUACCCUGUGGAGUGUACCCACACUGGGAACUCUGAUUGGAAUAUUAGUGUUUCAACUGCCCCAAUGUCUUGAAAACAUUUAACACUAGGAGUCAGUAACUGGGAAGUUUCAAAGAGCUUUGCAAUAUCCACUUGACCUGAAGACAUUUGCCCAUGUCAGGAGUCGGUGUUCUGGGACAAAUACAGGGCUAAGUGUAUCACAAGGUUGCAACACAUACCUGUAUCAUCCAACUGGAUGAUGUUCUAUAAUACAUCUAACUUCAAAGAAACCAUUUUUAAGCCCUGAUCAAAUCAUCGAACGGAUGACUGGAGGAUUUGGUCUGUAUGUCUCUAUGUUGCCUGUAUGUCUGUAUGGUUGUCUUUGUAUGAUUGGCUGUGUGUUUGUACGAUUGUAUGUUUGUCUGUAUGAAUUUUUAUGACAUGAAUGUGACCAGAUUUGUUUGAUUUCAUCAACAUUUGAUAUUAUCUUUUAAAUGCAUUUUGAGUGUAGUGGCCACUAACAGUACUGAAGAACCUGCCACUCUCAUAUUGGCUGAACUAAUGGGUGUAUAUGGGGAGUUAUUCCACUGCUGGUUUGCGACAAAGUGGACAGCAGUGAUGGUGUCCCAAACUUGUCUAUUUCCAUAGUGUUGCAGUCUAUGAAAAUAUAAACAUAUAGCGUAUCCCUUCAGCAAGCCACAGUGUUCAUGUAUGUUGUCUCAUGGAACACAUGUUCUCUAUCUUUGAUAUGUCUUGUUUUAUGAUCAGUGUUCAAAAUUAAGCUUGUAAGUCAAAAGUCCUUGCCAGAGCCUAAUCUUACAAGUCAAGAUUUAGGGCGUCUAGAAUCAAAUUCCAUUGGAAACAAUCUCAUUAAAAUCAGAUCUUAGUUCUCGCUACCGCUCUGAGGACAUCCCAUUACGGGUCAUGUCAGACCGACCUUGUGCCAACUUUGACCGACCAAUGGAAUGACCAAUCAGAAGGCA
Molecule: messenger RNA, 3614 nt
Organism: Haliotis rufescens (red abalone)
Lineage: Eukaryota; Metazoa; Mollusca; Gastropoda; Lepetellida; Haliotidae
Product: exostosin-2-like
Exons: 11
Coding region: 178-2298 (706 amino acids)
Cellular component (GO): membrane
Molecular function (GO): glycosyltransferase activity
Source: RefSeq, a predicted model, not a curated record